AUGGGCGGAGAUGGAUGGAGCAAAUUAAAGGAUAUGUUUGGAAAUCAGGUAAAUUUUGAUUCGACGAAACGUGCCAUUGGGGUCACGUACAUCAAAAAUGGGCGCACAUUCAGUCCGACAGCUUCACAGGAAGUAAUCCUUUCGGCAGGUGCGAUCGGAAGUCCACAUAUUCUGAUGUUGUCUGGAAUCGGGCAUUCCGACCAUUUGGAGUCCUUUGGGAUUAGAACCAUAUCAAACCUCCAUGUUGGAGAUAAUCUACAAGAUCACGUCCUAUCGCUGGCUGGACCUUUCAUGUUGAACGAUACUGUGUCCUACAUUUCCGACAGGGAUUUGAGUAUGGGAGCUGCGGAGCUCUACCUUCGGAAUCAUACAGGGCCCUUAGCCUCUGACGCCAUGGCCGCAAUUGGACUUUUUAGUACAGCCCAACCUCCAGAACCGAAUUGGCCGAACUUGAAUGCAGUAUUGUAUCCAGUCGGGAUCCACAAGUCAUUCGGGGAAGACUUUGAUUUUAUUUUUGGCUUAAAGGAUGGAACCAUAAAAUCAUAUGUAAAUGGAUUUAUUGGACGGGAUGCAAAUCUUCUCGGAUUUAAUCUGGGACUCCCAAAAAGUAGAGGAACAAUUCGUCUCCGUUCAGCAAAUCCGCUCGAUAAACCGGUCGUUGAUUUGAACUAUUUCAGUCAUCCGGACGAUAUGAAGGAGAUGAUUCGUGGGUUGAAAAUGUUGAUUAAACUUUACGAGAAAACUGAAGCUUUUCGGAAAUACAAUGCGACGUUAAUACCAAAUCAUUUCCCUGGAUGCGAACACCAUAUUUUGAGAAGUGACGAGUAUUACGAAUGUUUCUUGAGACAUUUAACAGGGACGACGUGGCAUCUGAGCUGCAGUGCAAAAAUGGGGAGUGCGGAUGAUCCAAAUGCUGUAUUAGAUUCACGAUUGAGGGUGCGUGGAGUGAAGGGGCUGCGAGUUGCGGACGCGUCCAUAAUGCCGAGAAUAACAAAUGCUAACCUGAACGCACCCGUUAUUAUGAUUGGAGAGAAAGCAGCGAGUAUGAUAUUGGAUGAUUGGGAGAGAAGUACAGAAUUUCAAGGAUUUUAA
Molecule: messenger RNA, 1092 nt
Organism: Folsomia candida
Lineage: Eukaryota; Metazoa; Arthropoda; Collembola; Entomobryomorpha; Isotomidae
Product: glucose dehydrogenase [FAD, quinone]
Exons: 7
Coding region: 1-1092 (363 amino acids)
Molecular function (GO): flavin adenine dinucleotide binding; oxidoreductase activity, acting on CH-OH group of donors
Source: RefSeq, a predicted model, not a curated record